AUGCUCCAAGCGGCGAGCAUUUGCCGGGCUUGCCUGGCAAAGUUGCGCCAGCCAUACUGCCCACGACCGACUGCGCGACUGAUGAGCCAGGCGAUUGCAGCGACGACGGCAUCUGCGGCACCUACAGACAUCCCAGAAACACAGACCGAUCCUAGGCCCAGGCGGGAACCGAACGAUCCGCGACGAUUUCGCAAAUAUGACCCAUUGCGCAAGCCGCGUCCGAUGAAAGCGGAUCAGAACAGCAAACGAACACAGCCAAGGACACCGGAGGCCGCCCAGACAUUCGAGCAGUCACAUAUCGACUGCUACUCUGCCGAGGACACAGGCUUCUGGGAUAAGUUUGAGGAGCUAUGGAGCGACACAAGCUCCUCUACGGCGGAGGCCCUACAACCAGAGCCCGACGCAUCCUCAACAGACCCAGUUAGCCACCAACACCGCCGUCGUCCACCAAAGGGUCUGCCGUCGGAGCUUCAGCUCAGAAGAUCGCCACAGUGGAAGUUCUCCAAAGUGCGUGUGGUGAGAGGCCAGAUGGCGCAUCUCCUUCGCCAUGUCGACCCCGAAUCGAAAGCCGAAGAGAUUCGUCGUCUCAACCGAUGGAAGCAUCGUCUCGCGAGGAUCUGGAAGAGCAUGUUGAACGGCAACGUUGUUCACGGGCAUAACAAGGGCACGCGCCGGCUCGAAAGGCUCCUUGCCGAAGGAGACGUCGCCGCUAUGGCGGCCGCCUGGGAGAAGCUCCCUUCUGAGACUAAAGUCCGCGUGUGGCCCGUUGUAAUGUCGUCAGCACUCCAGACACACCCUGAUGACGUUUGCGAUAUCCUCGAAGCAACUUACGACCCAUCAGUUGUCCCGUUCUAUGCUGUUAUAGACACUAUCCACUUCCUUGCCCGACGAGAGCAGAUGCCGCUGCCACGCAAGGUCCGCAGCGUCGCUCCCAAGCAGACACCUCCAGAGCGCUUGUGUCAGGUGUUAGAACAUGUACUUUCUAGAAGCCCGAAGGGUCACCUCCUUUUCCGCCAGAGGACACUAUACCUUCUCGUUCACAAGACCGAUCCAAAGCAACUAGCAUCUUUGUACGAUGCGCUGGCCCAAUAUGAGCAUCCGCUGCAUACGCAGACCCGGCUUCACUUCGCCAUACGCUUUGCAAAAGAAGCUGCGUUGAAAGAACGGGCUACGGAAAUUCUUGCAUUGCUUACGCAAAAUCAGCAGCUCGAUAUCAAUACACCCCAUGGCGCCAGUCUCUGUACUGCUAUCUUGAUGAUGGAAGAGAAAGAUCUAGACGGAGAACAUUUUGAAGCGACGCCGGCUCAUCUCUUUAACCAACUCCUGGAACUGGGGCUGAACCCGAACCUGGUCACCUAUACCACCAUCAUUCGGAACCUCUGCAUGACGAAGGAGAUCAGCGCUGCCUGGGAGGUGUACCACGUGAUGCUGGAUCACAAUAUUGAGCCCGAUAUUUACAUCUACUCAACCCUGUUGAACGGGUCGAAACUCGCACAGAAUUUCAGCUCAAUGCGACACCUUGUCCGCAUAGCAGUGGACAAGAACAUCCGCGAGCCCAUCUUCUGGAAUGACUUGUUGCACGGGAUCUUUCUAUCGGCGCUCAUUGAAACGAGGAGAAAGAAACUCAAGCCGCCACGCGUCGUCCCGUCCUUCCCGUUGAUGCUACAAGCCUACGCCAGGGUCUUCAAGACGGAGCCCUUGAAACCGCUCCUGCUUGUCGAUAUUGAUCGUUUUCUGGAGACAAAUGUGAAUCAAGCCGCCCUGGCAGACUGGAAUUUUGUGGCACAACUGGCGCCGGUCAUCGGUGAGCUACCGCCGCGUGGCGAUUCUGAGCUCCAGGAGCCGACUGCCUCCACUCUCUGUGCCAUGAUCCUCGGCUACAUCAAGGGCAUCUCCAGGCCUUACGACAUCAUCGCCUUCUAUUCCCACUUCCGCCAGCUCCUCCAGUCGGGCGAUCCCGUCGCCGUGCGCCUAGUCCGCGAGCAAGGCACAUUCGUGCACGACGUCGUGAUCAAGGCCCUCUGCGAGCACCAGGGCAUGCUGCGCGUCGCCCUCGACGUCGUCAGCGACAUGCUGCGCGACGCCAACCCGAAAAAGCACGCGGCUGGCAGCGGCAGCGGCAGCGGCCACCAGCACCCGCAGCCGAGUGUGCACACGUGGUCGAUCCUGCUCAACGGCUUCAUGUUCCAGCGGCAGCGGCAGCAGGGCGAGCGCAUCCUGGCCAUGAUGCGGCAGCGCGGCGUCGAGCCCAACGCCGUGACGUGGAACACGCUGGCGGCGGGCUACUCGCGCAUGCAGGACGUGGGCAAGACGGUGCGCGCGAUGCAGCGGCUCGAGGCGGCGGGCCACGAGGCCGACGAGUUCACCUUCCGGGCGUUCUCGUACCUGCAGAACAAGAGGGCGGCGCUCGCGCAGAUGGAGCGCAUGGUGCAGCAGCGCAAGGAGAGGCAGGAGAGGAAUGCUGCUGCCGCUGCCGCCAGCACUGAAACAGCUAGCGGCAGCGGUAAUAGCGUCGGGGACGCGCUGAGUAAGCUCGAGAGCGAGGUCGAGGAGAUUGCGAGGAUGAUGGACGACGAGCAGGGUGAGACGGCGGAGGACGGUGAUGGAUAUGACUAUGACGCUGAGGAGAGGGGGUUUUUGUAG
Thyridium curvatum is the source of this 2643-nucleotide messenger RNA. RefSeq lists its product as uncharacterized. Lineage: Eukaryota; Fungi; Ascomycota; Sordariomycetes; Thyridiales; Thyridiaceae. Bases 1 to 2643 code for a protein of 880 amino acids. Gene Ontology annotation, molecular function: protein binding. The record is from RefSeq and is a predicted model, not a curated record. The transcript has a single exon.